CACUUUGCCCAACUUGUAUGUUUCGCUCGUGCAGGACUUCCUACUUGUAACUUAUGGAUAUAUGGAGUGACAUUACGCACGUGUGCGCGGGUUCUCAGUCUGGGUCCAGCCAGUACAGGGUUAAUGAAUGACUUUAGUAUCCGCCCCGAAACAGCAGACAGACAGACAUUAGGCUCGUCCUCCCCAAAUCCUGGUUUGCGAAAGGCUCGUACCUGAAAACAUACAGCCUUACAUAACGAGUGUAGUCUCAAAUAUAUAACCGACUCUGACCCACAGCCCAACCUGCACACGCUGAGCCGAACCUUCGUGAAGCUGCAAAUCCGAAGAAAGCGCCGAAAUGUCUUCCUGUGAGUUUGAGUCUCUGGAGAAAAGUCUGGAGUCUCAUCUACCGGAGUCCGAGCUCAGGGAGGUCAAACGGAUCCUGUUCGGGAAGGAGACUCAGUGAGUUUCAGUGAAAGAUUUUUUAACUUUGUGUCUUUACUUCACCCAUGCAUUUCUGUCAAAAACUGUCCCUGGUAAAUGAUUGUUCUGCAGGAUGGACUUCAGUCUCUUCUACCAGACCUUCAGUGAGCAGCAGCACAUUUAACCUUUAACCUGCUUAAAGAGAGGCGAUUUUUCACCUAUUACACUGGUGUAGGUUAUUUGCUCUGCUGUUUUUUUUUUUUUUUUUUAAUUAAAUUUUUUACCACAACAAUACAGUGUAUACAUAUCAAUACAAAACAUUUAUUUCAUUUUUUCAGCUGUAUGUGUAUUUUUACAAACAUCCACAGAUAAUGGAGGAUUAAGUCAAAGAGAAUAAUCAUAGUAAUCAUCUCAAAUCAACAACAAAGCUCCAAAAUACAGAUUUAUAGGCACAGAUUCUAGUCAGAGGCAGGACGACAGUAUUUUGAUACGGAUAGUAAGUACUCACACCAUUAAUAUAAACCGUCAUUGCAUCAAUUAAGGUACCACAAGUUCCCAUCUCUCAGUAAAGGAGGCCCUUUAAAGCCUUAGUGAAAAUGUGAUCUGCUCCAUUUGAUAAAUAUUUACUGUGCUGUUUCAACUUAUUUUUCUUGAAAUGUUCACUAAGCCCUCUUCAGAUAACCUCUGUCUACACUUUUGUUUAUCAGACAGUCACAUUAAUAAUUGUAGGCUACUUGAUUAUAUAAAAAACUGCAAUCACAAUUGUUUUCAUGAUAAAGAAUAUUUAUUUAUUUUUACUCAUUUUGUUGUCUUUGUCAAUAAAAUACCAAAAACUACUGAAAACUAUCCAAUACCUGGGAUGAGUGUAUCGGCCGAUAUCUGACACCGAUCCAAUACUACUGUUGAAUAAAUUAACUGUAUACCUUGCCCUGUGCAUUAGCCCAUUAGCCUUGUUAAAAAAAGGUAACAAGUUAACACAGAUAUAAAUUUACUUAAUAUUAUUUAUAACCAUAAAAUAACAAAGUGCACAUUAGCACACAGCAAAAAGAAGUAAGACUUCUGUGUAUUAAAAGAAAAAUUAAAUAAAAAAGAAAAAGACUGGAUCGGCAUCAUUCAUCCGAUAUCCGAUCCAGUGAAUUCGUCAAUAUCGGAGCCGAUAUCUGAUUCAAAUACCAGAUCAGUGCAUCCCUACUGAAAACUUAGGCUACUGCGUGCACUUCUUCGAUAGCUUGUAACAUAGUUCCUACUCCGGUUGCACAUUAAUCAGACAAAAAUUUCUUUAACUGUAAAGUAUAAACAAGGGUUUCUUCCUGUCGUGUAAAAAUCAUCUUACUGCUCAAAAAGGUCGGUGAUGUUGUGGGGGUGGAGCUGGACUCCCAGCUGGCCGUAUCAGAGAGGAGGAUGCUGUCCAAGCUCCACUCCAUACUGGACAAUGUCUCCCACCCUCUCCACAGUAAACUGGUCCUGCAGAGGAGGAACACCUUCAGCAGGAGGCUCCUCACUCCACGAUGCACCACGGAGCGCCACAGGAAAUCUUUCCUGCCGGUGGUCAUCAGACUUUUUAACUCCUCCCUCAGAGACUCUGACACCCUCAGUCAGGAGUCUUUACCUGGACUCUGCUCACUGUUAUACAUGCAUACGAUUACGUUAUGAUUUGUAUUGUAUAUAGUGUAAAUUCUUGUAUAUUACCUCUUUAUUUUUACUUAUUUAUCUAUUAUUUAUCUCCUCUUUUUACUGUAUUUGCACCGGAGUUACUGUGACAAAAGCAAUUUCCCCCUAGAUUAUUAAAGUAUUUCUGAUUCUGAUUCUGAUCUCUGCUGCAGGAAGCUGGACCUCCCUGAGUGUGCUGUGGAAGCUGCUUUAGAGCACAGCUUUGAGCUGAAGGGGUACAGGUUUGAAGCUGCACAGGAACAACUAAGACCCCCCAGGAGGAUCCGCGUCGGGCUCGUUCAGCACCGCACCGUCCUGCCCACUGAUGCUCCUGUACUGGACCAGGUCAGGACAUGCGGGUCUUCUUGUGGCAGGUCUUGGAUGAAGCUGUAACUGUGAAUAAAUCCGUUCUCCUUCUACAGGUCGCCGCCAUGCACAGCCGGAUUGGUGAAAUAGUCGAGGUGGCAGCUAUGUGUGGUGUAAACAUCGUCUGCUUUCAAGAGACCUGGAGUGAGUUCUAGUGUGAGUCAGAUUUACAAGUCUAUGAGCGGACAACACUUCAAAAGAGGUUAAGUUUCCUUGUGUUGUUCACAGCUAUGCCUUUUGCUUUCUGCACACGGGAGAAAGAGCCGUGGACAGAGUUUGCAGAGUCUGCAGAAGAAGGAAACACGACACGCUUCUGCCAAGAGGUGAUGCUACAGAGGUCUGACACUCUGCAGAGAUAUACUUCACCAUGAAACACAAGCUUUACAAAACUGUCUCUCUGUCGUUAGCUGGCUAAAAAAUACAACAUGGUCGUUGUUUCUCCGAUCCUGGAGCGAGAAGAUCUGCACAACACUCUGUGGAACACUGCGGUGGUGAUCUCAAACUCAGGAACUGUGCUGGGAAAGAGCAGGAAGAACCACAUUCCCAGGAUUGGAGAUUUUAAUGAGGUAAGUUAGGGAAAUUCCCGGACUCAAGUUUCACUGCAUUUCUGUGAAAUUAAGCUGCAUCCACUUUUUCCCCCCGCUCAGUCCACAUAUUACAUGGAGGGAGACUCUGGCCACACGGUGUUCCAGACACAAUUCGGGAAGAUAGCUGUGAAUAUUUGUUAUGGGCGCCAUCACCCUCUGAACUGGUUCAUGUACAGCAUGAAUGGAGCGGAGAUCAUCUUUAAUCCUUCAGCGACCGUUGGGGCUCUCAGGUGAGGAGAAAUCAAAAAGGUGCUAAAGAGAAGUAGUGAUCACCUGGUUCUGCUUUUUUUUAAAUCUGGUGGAAAAUAUAUAUAUAUGGUGAGUAAUAUUGCACUUUCUGAAGGUAGAGUGGUAGUCGAAUAAAAACAAAUGUGUAUAUAAAAAGAUGUUUGUUCUUAUUUACACAUAAUAAACAGUAAAAACAGGAACACAGAGCAGCAGGGUGGGAGUGGGGGGUUAUAUGGAGGGUCAUUUGGCAUUUAGCAGUCUGAUAGCAGGGGGGAAGAAACAGUUUGUGAAUGUGGCUGUUCUGCAGCGGAUGCUACAGAACCUUCUGCCAGAGUAACAGACGCUGAAAUAUCAGUGCUGCUACCUUUUUCUGUUGUUAUAUACUGUUUGAACAGUUCAAAUUCUGUUAAAGUAUAUUUUCCUCCUUGCAGUGAGCCCAUGUGGCCCAUAGAGGCCAGGAACGCUGCCAUAGCAAACCACUGUUUCACCUGUGCUAUCAACCGUGUCGGAACGGUAAGUCCAACACUGAAAUAAUAACAGAAUUAUGCCUUCACACUCAAGUGCUAAAAAUACUGGAAUUAUUUAGUAUUCAUGAGGGGAUCUACAAUAUACGGGGAAAGAGUAACUUUAAUUUAAACGUAUUUCGUAAAAACAGGAAAAGUUUUUGUGUUUCAGUCAGCGGGGUGAGACUUUGGAACAAGUUUGCAACAGAGUUGAAGCAUCGUCCAAACUUGAAGCAGUUUAAAAUGAACUAUAAAGACACUAUUUUCAAAAGCUACAGGGAUGAAGGUGUUAUUGGUAGCACUAUGUGUUCAGGGGUUUACUGUGUUGUGCAUAAAUGUAUGUAUUUAUGUAUGUGUAGAGAUAGAGUCUCCAUUAGUGUGUAAUUAAUCUAGUGGUGACGACAGCAUGAGUGUCUAAACAGGUCAAUAAGGCCAAAGAUUGUUGCAAGUUAUUUAAGGAGAAGGGGUGGGACCUUUUAAGUAUUACUUCUUCCCACUCCUUUUCGAACAUAUAUAUAUAUAUUAUAUUAUUUUCAUUGUUUGGUUUUUAUUUACUUGCUCUUGCAUAUUCGAAAUAAACAGAAUCAAAUCAAAUUAAAAAUCACGUGCAGACCUUUACAAAUAUUUACAUUAAAUCUGGAGGAAAAGCAGACUUUCAUGAUUAGUUUUUGAAGUGCUACUAAAGUUUUGCAAAUAAAGCAAAGAAGCACGAAUUAGAGAUAAAUCCGUGGUAACUAGUAUACCUGAAGUACCUCCUGAACUAUCAUCACUGUGUGUGUGUGUGACUCUGCAUUUCUGUAUUUCACACAGGAACAUUUCAAAAGUGAAUUCACGUCCGGUGAUGGAAAAAAGGGUAUGAGAGAUUUAGUUUUUCUUCACUUUGGAGCGUGCACGGUGAAUUUUGUCAGCACAAAGUUUCAAUUAUCUCUCCUGACUUUCCCAGCUCAUCAUGACUUCGGACACUUCUACGGGUCCAGUUAUAUAGCUGCUCCUGACGGCAGCCGGACACCUGGGCUCUCCAGGACUAGUGACGGAUUACUCGUGGUUGACUUAGAUCUGAACCUGAACAGACAAAUCAGUGACAAAUGGAGCUUUAAGGUCAGUAGAACUGGGUUUAACACCAGCAGCUUCUCACUUAAAUACUGGUUACAUGUUUGGUCCUGCAGUGAUUGAUAUGUUGGAGAGAUUUGCGGUAGACAGACGGGGUCAGUCGGUUCUCCUGAAGGUUGUAAUUGUCUUUUCCUUUGUUUGCAGAUGACUGGUCGGUAUGCUGAGUACGCAGAGGAGCUUACCAAAGCAGUUAGACCUGACUUCAAACCUAAGAUAGUCAAGGAGUAGAUCCUCAAAGAAAUAAAUAUGAGAUAACAGAAUCACAACCUCAUUGAAUAAUUCUGUAUCACACAAAAACGACAAGGAUGGAGCAAAUGUUCAAAUUCUUUAAUCAGAACAUCUCAUAAAUGGAGCUCUAUGCUGAAUAAAAAAUAAAGUUUGCGGUUCAAUAUGUGCUGUUUGCUAUCUUCCAAAAGCACAACCAGUACGAAAUCACGUAGUAUAUUCAAGGAAGUCAUUUCAUGGUAAAAUGUUAAAUUUAAAUAGUAUACAAUUCUGUCUGGUUUGAAAAUGUAGUGCAAAAACAGAUACAUAAUACCAUAAUUAAAAAAAAAUAAUAUAAAAGUGAGGGACACUGAGUUAUUUACCUGUUUUUUUACCACUUUGAACUGAGAGCAUGAUUAAGUCAAAAUUAUUCCUUUUUUUUUCUGCAAUAUGAUCAAAACUAACAAAGCACUCAAUUUAUCUAUGCUGCAUGUUGCCACGACAACAGAGCAAAGGAUGGGAGGCUGCCCUUUAUUCAGUGCAGUAAAUAAAAACCUCUUAAGUCACGUUUUAAGAUUCUCAUCCAGCGUCCUUUCUUCUGCCCUCCACAGGCAGACGACGGACUAUUGCAUUGAACUAGUUUUGUCAUUUGAUGUACAUGUCACACUUUUGGGCAUAAAUUACCUGAGACUCUCAAAAGACAACUCUUUGUAUUCCCUGUCUCUGGAUAGUCAGGAAAAAAAGGGACAGAAAGGUGAGCGAAGAGUGUUUUUAAAGGCAUGUGAAGGUGAGGCAGGUGGAUGAUGAGCCUCUUGGGACUCCAAAAACACAGCACAAGUAAAGUUUUUCCGUCUCUGAUCUUGAUUUCUGUGUACACUAUUCCUCAGUCAAUCUAUUUUGAGUCAUGAUUCCCACAUUUCAUCCAUUCUUAGUUUGAGAUUUCAAUGGCUCCGAUAUAUGAGCCAUAACAGAAAUUAAAAUUCAUCAGCAACCCUAAAAAGUUACAUUUGCUAUUUGUCCACCUCAAGAGAGAAAUAAAAAAUAUCAGCUGAGAUUA
Molecule: messenger RNA, 6107 nt
Organism: Xyrichtys novacula (pearly razorfish)
Lineage: Eukaryota; Metazoa; Chordata; Actinopteri; Labriformes; Labridae
Source: the annotation of a GenBank genome assembly